Molecule: messenger RNA, 1741 nt
Organism: Ziziphus jujuba (common jujube)
Lineage: Eukaryota; Viridiplantae; Streptophyta; Magnoliopsida; Rosales; Rhamnaceae
Exons: 1
Coding region: 165-1532 (455 amino acids)
Source: RefSeq, a predicted model, not a curated record
GGAAUAAACCGUGAAAGAAAAGUAGCUGGAUAGACUCACUGGUAACACUCCCACCACUCGAACCUGAUAACUUUUUAAGCAACAAAAGGGAGGGGAUGUAAACAAGAGCUGCUUAGCCAUAUUGUGCAAGCCAAAUUCAAAUAUAGUGAAAUUGAAUUAUAACGAUGAAUUCUCCCACUGUUCGCCAAAUUUCAGAGUGUUUCAUAAAAUCUAAGUAUGCUUCAGAAGACUCCAAGCUUCUCCACUAUUUGACGCCAUGGGACAUUACUAUGCUCUCUUUCCAUUACAUCCAAAAGGGUCUUCUAUUUGCUAAACCUCCUGAAGCACAACACGAUGAGAAUUUCAUGGCAGGUCUGCAGGAGAGGCUCAAGGAAAGUCUUUCUCUUGCCCUGGUCCAUUUCUACCCACUUGCAGGACUACUUUCCACUGUUAAAUCUGAAAACCCUGCUGCGUACUGGGUCUUUGUGGACUGCAAAAAUAGCCCUGGGGCCAAAUUCAUUUAUGCAGCUUUGGACAUGACCAUAAAUGACAUCCUAUUGCCGGUUGAUGUGCCUUUGGUUGUUCAAUCAUUUUUCGACCAUCACAAAGCCAUCAACCAUGACGGUCACACCAUGAGUCUGCUUUCCAUCCAGGUAACUGAGUUACUGGAUGGCGUCUUCGUUGGGUGUUCCAUGAACCACGCCAUUGGUGAUGGAACAUCUUAUUGGAAUUUCUUCAACAUGUGGUCUGAGAUUUUCCAAAAAAAACAGGGUAACUCUGUUAAUUCCAUCUCACGCCCACCGGUUCUAGAACGCUGGUUUCCUCCCGGUCAUGGAUCCAUUAUCAAUCUCCCUUUUACCCAUCAUGAUCAGUUCAUCAGCAGACUUGAAUCUCCACAGCUCCGAGAGAGAAUGUUUCAUUUUACAUCUGAAUCGAUAGCAAAACUGAAAGCCAAGGCCAAUUCAGGGUGCAAUACCAACAAAAUCUCAUCGUUUCAAGCCUUGUCUGCCUUUGUGUGGAGGUCCAUAACACGGGCUCGUUGUUUUCCACCUGAUCAAAUAACCAGUUGCAAGUUGGCAAUCAAUUGCAGACCGAGAUUAAACCCACCUUUGUCUCAGGAAUAUUUUGGAAACUCGAUCAGUGUGGUGAAAGGAGAUUCGACGGCCGGUGAAUUGCUGGAACGUGAUCUUGGCUGGGCAGCGUGGCAACUACAUGAGGCCGUGGUUAGCUUCACACACAAAACGGUGGAAUCGUGGGUGGAUUUAUGGUUAAAGUCGCCUGAUAUAUUCCAACUUGAAAAGAUUUUCGAUCCUUUCAGUGUGGUGAUAGGGAGCUCACCACGAUUCAAUAAGUAUGGAAAUGAGUUUGGAAUGGGUAAAGCAUUGGCGCUGCGGAGUGGGUAUGCAAACAAGUUUAGUGGGACAGUGACUCCCUACCCAGGACGUGAAGGAGGAGGAAGCAUUGAUUUGGAGGUUUGCCUCCCCCCGGAAACAAUGUCUGCUCUUGAAUCUGACAUGGACUUCAUGGAAGCUGCCUUUUCAACAUAUCUGUAAUCAGUUGGGACUGAUUUUUCGGUUCUGUUUCUGUCUACUAGAUUUUAACACCAAUUCCAUGUCCCCCGUCUAAUGAAUAAAACAUGCAUUAUUAAUGUUAAAUAAAGUGAACAGCUUGUCAGUUAGUUUAGGCUAUGACAUUCUUUGAUUUUGUACCACAAUUUGUUGAAUAAUUAGUUGUCUGAGGUGCGCAGAAGACAAUUGCUGGA